CGGAGGCUGUGUGAGAGAGCAACAAAUUAUAUUAAACUAUCUAAAGCGAGAAUUUAGUAGUGCAAGUUGUACGAUCUAAUAUAACAGUGGAUAUUGUCGUAGUUUCUCAAUAUGAAGACUUGUUUGUUUUGGGUUUACGUCAUCAGCUUACAGGUCGCUGCGAUCAAAGUGCCAAUCGAAAAUUUAGACGAAAAUAUAUCGCAUUCUACACAACAUGAAAUUGUCGAACAACUAGAAAGCAAACCAAUAUAUUAUUUGAACGAUGAAAGUACUGCUGGUAGCUUUUUAGUACCACCUAAUGAGCAAAAUACCUUUGAUACCUUAAGCUCUGGAAUUGCAGCACCGGCUACUUUUUUAUUACCACCAAAUAAUGAAAAAGUUAUCGAAUAUUAUGCACCCACAGAAUCUAUUGAACAAACCGAUUGGUAUCCCAUUGCUCCUGAUAUGCCGCAAACAGUCUCCUACCCAAUCGGUGUACAUAAGCAAGAACCAAUGGAAUUCAAUGGUAACUACAGAAUUAGUAAAGUUUUGGAGAGAAAUAUAGUACCUGUACCCUCGAGGAUACUUUUGCCACCUGCAGAAGAUGCACCAAACUUCUAUUUUGUUGAUCCAUCGUUAGUAGAAUCUGAAGAAAAUGUAAACAAAACCAGAUCCAAUACUCAAGCUCAGGCGCCGCACAUUAAGUCAAAAGUUCGACAACACUCACAAAAACAAAAUACUCCUUUACUACACAGGAAUCCAACGGGACUUUAUCCUAAAAAGUUUGCUGGCGGCUUCAACCCUGUUCCCAUUCCUAUAGCACAAUACGCCGACGGAAGUUUGGCUGUAAUACCGAAAGCUAAGCCUGUUAAGCCGUUAAAACCAGUGCCAAGCGUAGACGGUGUGUAUUUAACGCCGGUAGAUAAUAAAAAGAUUUAUCUUUUCGAGCAAGAAGAACAAAAACGAAAACUGAAGCAGCUACACAAAGGUCACGAUAAGUUUAAUAAUAUGGCUGCACCGAUGUCGGAAACGCAUAACAACAAUUAUGAACGAGGGCGUCAACCUGCGCCGGAACAGGAAGCUUCGGAGACUACUCAUGAUCAACCUGAACCCAAUGUUCACGCUAAGCCGAAUGGCAAGGUGAGACAGGUGUAUGUUCCAGCUAAUAAAGGCGAAAGAACAGAGUUCAGGAUGCAUGGAAUGAAUGGACCACACAGUUACCAGUUUGGUUUUGACACCGGCAAAGGAAAAAACCGCCAGUUUCGUUUUGAGGAGCGCGACAACGAUGGCCACGUGAAAGGACACUACGGCUACGUGGAUAAGUACGGAAAGCUGCGAGUUGUGAACUAUGACGCCGACCCUCAGCUAGGCUUUAGAGCUGAAGCACCAGUUGUUCAAGAAUGAGUGUCAGGCAAAUUGCUUGCAUGACACUGGACUUACUGUUAAGUUUAAUUGUAGUUAAACAAAGAUUAAUUUAUUUAGAUUUAAGGCCUCUGAGCUAUUCGUGUGCCAAAAAAUUAGGUAUUUAAAAAUCUAGAUGCACCCCUACUUUAAAUAUGUUUUCUCGAUGUUAUGUCAUAUUUUUAAGACGGUCUCUUAUCACAUUACGUAGGUAGGUAUUUUUUAUAUAUUAUAAAAACAAUUUUCUUGGAAGAUUGCUCCACCCACGCUCACACAAAAAAACACAACAUUAUAGUACUAAAACACAACAUGCGACUGUGCUGUUGAACACGCCAAGCGUGUUUUUAAGCAUCUCAUCAAUGACCAUAAAUUCAUUAAUUACUAGACCAAAUGACAUUUAUUCUAAAAUUAACUUAACGUAAGCAUACCGUUUCAAUCUUUGUUUGCAACCUUAAUAUGUAAAUAGACAGUAGCUUAAAGCAUAUCAAAGAAAAUACUAAGGCUGAUCCAAAAUUAACAGUGAAUAUAAAAUAUGACAUUUCUACAUGUGAAUUUUAUUUGAUUUAUUUAUUAAUUAAAUGAUUUCUCUAAUUACCCAUUUUUAUUGGCCUAUAGAUUUGCAUUCCGUGCCAUCAAUAAAUUUAAAAAAGGUAAUUCUUCAACUGUUAUUGUAAAUAAGAUUAGGGGUGUGUUAUUUUGUGUCACGGAAUGUAUAUUAAUCAUUAUACUUAUUAAUAUUAAAAUAAAAACAUAGCUAAUCAAAAAAUAAAUUUUAUUU
Leptidea sinapis is the source of this 2158-nucleotide messenger RNA. RefSeq lists its product as uncharacterized. Gene Ontology annotation, cellular component: chitin-based extracellular matrix. The coding region runs from base 112 to 1383 and encodes 423 amino acids. The transcript is spliced from 5 exons. Gene Ontology annotation, molecular function: structural constituent of chitin-based larval cuticle. NCBI's taxonomy places the organism in Eukaryota, Metazoa, Arthropoda, Insecta, Lepidoptera, Pieridae. The record is from RefSeq and is a predicted model, not a curated record.